GUUCUGGAAGAGCAACGUAAUUUUUGUCAUAAGGAUUAGCAAAGGGAAAUAGAGAUUGUCACGAUUUUUCAUCCAUUUAGAGAUGAAUUAUACACCAGAGACAUUCUCAAUAGGAGUUCCUGGAAACAGAGGAGUAAAUUUUGUAGGCGGUAAUGUAGAUCUUAGUGGAACACUGAUUAUUAAGGCUCGUCUAGGGGAUGAUAUACGAUGCAUUCCAAUUCACAACGAAGACUUGACUUACGAUGAUCUACUGUUGAUGAUGCAAAGAGUUUAUCGUGGUAAACUCAGUAGCACGGAUGAUAUUACAAUCAAAUAUAAGGAUGAAGAUGGCGAUCUAGUGACUAUUUUCGACAGUUCUGAUCUUGCAUUUGCACGAACAAUAUGCAGAAUAUUAAAGAUUACAUUGUUUGUGAAUGGAGUACCCAGACCACCUGAGCACACACUAGUUGCUGAGUUUAGACGAGAAUUAAGGGAGAUAAGAGAUAGGAUUAAUUAUCUUCUCAAUAGACUGGAAAUUAAGGAUGAUAAUGAGGAUCAUCAAGGGGGACAAGAACAGCCAAAUGAUAAACCAAGUAUGCAAGGUCUCCCUAAUGAAAGAACACUUCCUGCUCAAGUGCCUCCUAAACCGACCCCUGAGGUAACCAUGUUUGAUCCUCUUGCUAAGGAAAAGCCGCAACCAGACAGUUCAACAGCAAACAUCUCAGGACAACUGUACCCCAGCACUGCAGGCACUACUGAAGGACUAGCUUCCAAGAACCAAGAGCCAACUUCACAAGGGUAUCAUCCACAGUCAGUCCCAGCAUCACAGCAGAUGCAGCUUCCGGGGCAGCAGAACAUUACACCAUCACCUGCAAACAAAGUGGCAGGGUCGUACGCCCAGCAAACUCAGUAUCCUCAGCAGGCUAGCCAACCUGGACAAAAUGCUCCACAGUCUUAUGCUCCCACCUCCACCCAGACACAGUCUUCUUACCCAGGUAUGACAAGUUCUGCAUCAGGGUAUCCAGCUAGCCAACCACAGCAGCAGCAGCAGUAUAGUCAACCAAGUCAACAAAGUUACCCUCCACAAAGUCAGACUUACUCACCUGCAGGGGCAGCACCCUAUUCAGCUACAGGACAGACACAGACACAGAGUUAUCAGGGUUAUGUACCUCAGCAGCAGCAGCAGCAGCAACAGCAACAGCAACAGCAGCCUGCCACACAGAAUGCUUAUGGAAGUACUCAAGGGUAUAUCAGCACCCAACCAUAUUCACAGCAGCAAGGGUACAAUCAGUAUGGUUAUAAUUAUCCACAACAGCAGUCAUAUCCCACAUACUGAUACUUUUGGCCUAUUGCCAUGGAGGUGGUUUUUUGCUAACAAUGUAAAAGAUUUUGUUGUACCAACAUCGUUUAGGUAAUUGGGUUCAGUAGUACUUUGUAAUGCAAUUUACACAAUGACUGACUUGCUAUAGAUUGAACAGUCAAAUCUCUCUGGGGUGGACACUGUCAAAACAAAUCCCUUGAUUUUGUUGUUGAAACAAGCUAAGUUUUUGUGACAGUGAAACGGAAGGGACUGAUUCUGAGUGUCUCUUGUGUGCAGGUGUCUGCCCUAUAUGGGUGUCCAUUCAGAGAGAAGUGAUUUUCUUUCUAUAAUGACAGAAACCCUCAGACAACACAAAAUAAUUGUGUAUACUGUAUUUAUUUGGCUCUGAUUUUGGUUACAGAACACUUUAACUGCUACACUUUCUUUUUCAACCCCAGCUCAAGAGCUUAUGAUUAAUAAAGAAAGCAAAAUGAUCUUAAAUUCUGUGUUUCAGCUCCUCUUAAAAAUAUUUGUACUUGGUCUAGUUUCCAAUACAUUCUCUUGCUAAGAUUGACAUCAUCACUGUGAAACUUAAUAACGACUGUCAGUAUUGAAAAUAUUUAUGGAUUGUUUCAACUGAACCUUUGAAAGCAAAAGUGAUUAGUUUGUCGCUUUGAGGUUUGCUUGUGCCAAAGUUUAUUCUUUAUUGGUACAAAACUGACUUGUCAGAUCUAAAUCACAAGAGGUCAUGAUUGGUUUGAUUUUCACAGUGAGGUAAUAUAAUACUUUUCAACCAAAAAAUGGUCAAGACCCUUUGAACCUUGGGUGUGUACAUAGAACUUAAUGAUGUUUGAAUAUACAGUUUGUCUUUAACUUAGAGACUGAGGAAUUUCUUAACCAGUGUGAGUGAGCUACAGAUUGAACUCUUAACUAAAUAGUUGUAAAACUACUUUGACACGUGUGAAGAAGGUUUGGAACUUUUUAAUUAACCAUUCUUUUUCAUGGUGACUUUCACAACCAAAUUUUUUAAAAGUGCUGUAACUUAUUUUUGUAAAAACUAUCCAUCAGUGUAGGCUAUGAAAAAUGAAGAUUGAAAGGUAAAUGCCAUCUAAACCAUCUGGUAAAUGUCAUAAAAUACGCAGAAGAGUCGAAGGCAAUUGUCUUAUUGAAAAUAGGUGAGAGUUAAGGUUGACAAUAAAAAAAAUUAUUUAGAAUGUU
Molecule: messenger RNA, 2497 nt
Organism: Stylophora pistillata
Lineage: Eukaryota; Metazoa; Cnidaria; Anthozoa; Scleractinia; Pocilloporidae
Biological process (GO): endoplasmic reticulum to Golgi vesicle-mediated transport; COPII vesicle coat assembly
Cellular component (GO): endoplasmic reticulum exit site
Molecular function (GO): identical protein binding
Source: RefSeq, a predicted model, not a curated record